Molecule: messenger RNA, 990 nt
Organism: Terrapene triunguis (Three-toed box turtle)
Lineage: Eukaryota; Metazoa; Chordata; Testudines; Emydidae
Product: olfactory receptor 6B1-like
Exons: 1
Coding region: 1-990 (329 amino acids)
Biological process (GO): G protein-coupled receptor signaling pathway
Cellular component (GO): membrane
Molecular function (GO): G protein-coupled receptor activity; olfactory receptor activity
Source: RefSeq, a predicted model, not a curated record
AUGCACUGGGCCAACCAAAGUCAUGUGACCGAGUUCAUUCUGGUGGGUUUCCCUGGCGUCCUGGAGCUGCAGCUCCUGCUCUUCUUGAUGUUCCUUCUGGCCUAUGCACUGACAGUGAUAGAGAAUACGGUGAUCAUCAUGCUAAUCUGGGCCAACGUCCCACUCCACAAGCCCAUGUACCUCUUCCUGGGGAAUCUCUCUUUCCUGGAGAUCUGGUACAUCUCAGUCACAGUGCCCAAGAUGCUAUUGAGCUUUGUAACAAAAAGGAAAAGUAUCUCCUUUAUUGGGUGUAUGGCCCAGCUCUACUUCUUCCUGGCCUUGGCCUGCACUGAGUGUGUCCUCCUGGCCGUCAUGGCCUACGACCGCUACGUGGCCAUCUGCAACCCGCUGCGCUACUCAGCCAUCAUGAGCCAGACUCUCUGCAUCCGCCUGGUGGCUGGGUCCUGGCUGAGUGGCUUUCUCAUCUCCAUGUGGAAGGUCCUCUUCAUCUCGCGUCUGACCUUCUGUGGGGCCAACAUCAUCAACCACUUCUUCUGCGACGUGUCACCGCUGCUCAACCUGGCCUGCACCGACAUGUCACUGGCAGCACUUGUGGACUUCCUGCUGGCCCUGCUCAUUCUCCUGGGGCCUCUCUCCAUUACCGUGGCCUCUUACAUCUGCAUCAUCUCUACGGUUGUGCGCAUCCCCUCAGCCAAGGGGCAUCACAAGGCCUUUUCUACAUGUGCCUCCCACUUGCUGGUGGUCACCAUCUUCUAUGCUUCCUCCCUCUUCAUCUAUGCCAGACCUCGGGCCAUAAGUUCCUUUGACUCCAACAAGCUGGUGUCCGUCAUCUACACAGUUCUGACACCCCUCCUCAACCCAGUCAUCUAUUGCCUGAGGAACGAGGAAUUCAAGGACACCCUGAGGAAAACAGUGCAUGGCAUAAAAGUCUUCUCCUUGUCUGGGACUUUCCAAGAUGGCCUAAGGGAUUCCCAUUCUUUAACUCACUAA